Molecule: messenger RNA, 1587 nt
Organism: Peniophora sp. CBMAI 1063
Lineage: Eukaryota; Fungi; Basidiomycota; Agaricomycetes; Russulales; Peniophoraceae
Source: the annotation of a GenBank genome assembly
AUGGUCAGUGAACUCAGGCAACUGCUGCAAGACGGGCGGUACUUUGCGCAGAUCAAGCAGUCUGAAGCGCUUCCGACGCCAGAAGAGUGCGAAGGGAAGUCUACCGACGAGGUCACGAAGCUUGUCGCAUCGAAACUCCUGGGCGACUCCUAUAAGCUAGAGAACAAGCCGAUAGAGUCUGGUGACUCUGGAUUUGAGGUCUUCGAUAUCUUAACAUCGAUCUUGCCUGUACUAUCGGAGCAGUCUGCCUGGUACUGGAAGAAUGCGGCCCGCCCUCUCGCAUCUAUGCUUGAGAGCGCCAAGUACCCUGUGCGCGCCCAAGCCGCCCAUCUCAUUUUCUGGUGGGCUCGCCUCGGCGGCCUGAACGGCCUCACUACCCUCGGUCGCACAAAGGCUACACGUACCUACUGGACGCGCGAUGGCUCCAAUACCGAGCUCUCCUGGCAGAUCUCGCACACGAAGAGCCCAGCUGAGGAGGCCAACCGUCGGGUUCGAUUCGCAAUUGAUCCCUUCCAUCCGGAGACCGGCCUCCGUCUUGCGGGCGGUGGGCUCAUUGACUGGCUGUGGGAUGAUGGCAGCAUGGGCCUUAUUGACCGUGAGGGUAGCAAGGAGUGGAAGGAUAUCAUCGAGAAGUGGCUCUUCCCCGACUUGAAGAGCUCAGACAUCCCCGUUCCGGAGGCUCAUUAUGCACUUGCCUUUGAUUUGGAGCCGGAUGGUCUCAUCGGACUGAAGUCCUACUACGUUCCUCCUCGUCGCCAGACCAGCGAAACAUCUGUCGCCAUGACAGGCCACCAGACGAAUUUCGAACCUGUCGGCGCGUUACUCCCUCUUCUACACCCUUCCUUGAUGGAGCCCUUCAACAUGCUGUGCGACUACCUUCAGAACGAGGGCGUACCCUCACGCCUGCGGUUCAUCGCCAUCGCAUCCGACUUGGUUCCUUUGGAAAAGAACCGCCUGAAGCUCUACUUCUUCCCGUGGGCCGACCAUUCGUUCAAGGACGUCGUGCGCGAUAUGACUCUCGGCGGACGCUUGAAGGGCCCGAUCGUGGACGACUCGAUGGCGAAUAUGCGCAAGCUCUACCGCCGCCUCUUCCCGGAGAACGCGGAUGACGAGGACGCUCUGAUGAAGCCGCGCGACGGCGGCGUUGGUGGGCUCUCCUACUACUACGAGUUCAUCGUCGGGCAGAAGGAGCCAAGCCCCAAAGUGUACUUCGAUAUGUCCAACUACGGCAUCAGUGAUCUCGAGACGACAAAGGCUGUCGAGCGUUUCAUGGCCGAUGUUGGCAAGCCUGCUACCGAAGGCUGGUAUACUUCCUCGCUGGAGCGCGCAUUCCCGCACCGUGAUCUCGGCGCACGCUCUGGUAUUCAGACAGGCGUCACCUUCGGGAUGAAGGUGAAGAAGGGCUGGCAGAUCACUGGCUAUAUGAGCACGGAGCUCUUCGCACCCGAGCGCCAGGUCGAGGGAGAGCGUCCACAUGAAACGCAGGAGUCGCUCGUACACGAAUUUUAUGAUGUGUAUGCGCCUGGGCUGCUGAAGAAGCUGUACGAGGAGCAGAGUAAGGCAGCUGCUGCCGCAACCACCGCAUAG